UUCUUCAUUUUACACAUUUGGCUUUAUGCAAGCAUCGAACUAAGGAUGGCAAAAAUGAGUCUCUCUUCCUACAUAUUAAUGCUGACUUUUUCUUUGUUUUCUCAAGGUAUUUUACUUUCAGCUUCCAAGUCCAUAAGAAAUGUAGAAGAUGACAUGGUAUUUGAUACAUUUAGGAUGGGAAAAGCCUUUCAGAAGGAGGAUACUGCAGAAAGAUCAGUUGCUGCUCCUUCUCUGGAACAAUAUAAAAAUGAUGACAGCAGUUUCAUGAACGAUGAUGAAAACAAAAAUUCAAAGAACACAGGCUCCAAACAGAGCCUCGUAAGUCAUGGUCUGCCACUGAAUCUGGCUAUAAAACCUUAUCUCGCUCGGAAAGGGUCAGGAGCUUUUCCAGCUGAGAACGGACUUCAGAACCCUGAGUCAGCACAAGAAAAGAGAGAAAUCGGGGAUGAAGAAAACUCAGCUAAAUUUCCUAUAGGAAGGAGAGAUUUUGACAUGCUCAGGUGCAUGCUGGGAAGAGUCUACCGACCCUGCUGGCAAGUCUGAAACCUGCUGGUCCACAUCAUCCUUUCAGAAGAAAAUAACUCAUUGCAAAUGGAGAGCAAAGCCCUUAAUGUUGAUAUGACUUAUAUAUUAUCCCAAAUGUCUGUUUUUAAAUAGCUAAGAUACGUAAUCAUCUAAAUGAUGUGCUUUGACUUGUGCAUUAAACUUCAUAAAGAU
Molecule: messenger RNA, 717 nt
Organism: Peromyscus eremicus (cactus mouse)
Lineage: Eukaryota; Metazoa; Chordata; Mammalia; Rodentia; Cricetidae
Gene: Pmch
Product: pro-melanin concentrating hormone
Exons: 3
Coding region: 46-543 (165 amino acids)
Biological process (GO): behavior; chemical synaptic transmission
Molecular function (GO): melanin-concentrating hormone activity; type 1 melanin-concentrating hormone receptor binding
Source: RefSeq, a predicted model, not a curated record